AUGACCGAACAUGAGCCAGCUAAUUACAUACGCGUCGAGACCUCUCUCGUGCACUUCGUUCGAGACGGCAGAGAGCAAGACUGCAAUCUUGCUCUGUCGUUCAUAUCGCUUCACAGCCAUACCGGCCCAGGCACCCAUCCCGACAUCGUACCAACGCAGGACACUGCAACCAGCAAAGGACUAGCGAAUUCUGGCAUGACUGCCCCGGAAAUCCGCAUCACCGCUGUCAGCCCAGCACCGAGCGAGUCGCUGCAUCAUAUACCUAAGAGAAGUGCGAUUGGUACUAGCGCGGCGGGAGCGCUGGACUCGGCCUCUCAAAUCCGUCUGAGCGGACAAGAUGAUCACAUUCGCAUGACAACCUGUUCUCCGUCGCUAUCGAUCAAUCAUCCGCGCGGCAAAGUCACCGCUGCCACGCGCCGUCUCGACGAAGAUCUGUCGGCCUAUCAAGCAGAGCAUCUUGAUUCCAAGGCUCGACAGACUCAGAGAAAUCUCGAGCGUAGUCCAGGCAGUCCCCGUUUCGAGGCUACUUCAGGAGAUAACCUGGUGCGCGCGAGCACGGCAUUUGCAGUGCCUACGUUGCCAGCUAAGAAUCCGCGAUAUCAGGACUACUCGCUCACUGAAUCCAAUGCAAGCGAGUCGGACGACGCUGAAGCCUAUCCUGUGCCGGGUCGCUACGGCAUUAUAGCAGCUCAAGCACUCAAGAGAGCUUACGCCUCACUCGAUGAUCCCAUGGUCACAGCAGCACUCAUCGCAAUUGCGUUUGCAAUGCUUUCUAUGCUCUAUUCGGACAAGCUGAUCCAGCUCAAAAACCCUGCACAGACCGAAGCAAGAGACCUUCACCUUCUGUCAUCACGCGUUGCUUCUCUGACGGAUGCACACGAUCUCCUCAGUGCUCAGAUCAAGCAGACGUAUGACGCCUUUGCAGACGAGCUGCUAGAGAUGAACGACACGCUCUCGCGCGUGCAAAGCCAAUCAGAGACAUUGUCCAAGAUGAUGGUAACUAUUGUCGAGAAAAAUGGACAGCUCAAGCAAUCGUUCGAGCACUUGAGCGAGCAAGUGCAAGAACGCUGUGCUUCAGAUGAGCGCGGCGCGCUGUCUGGCGUUGCAACGCAGCAAGUCCGCGACAUGAUCAAGGAAGCCAUGAAAGAGCAGAUGGGCGAGAGCCUAGCGGCGAGCGGAGAGGUGCAGACGGCAGCCUCAAUAGAUGUCUCAGCUGUCUUCGAGACGGUCAAACGUUCAUUGGUAGAGGAGCUCCAAGCGGACAUCUACAAAAAUAGCAAUGGCAACGGAUCUCUAAGCCACGAUGACGGCAUGCGUACCGUGCUUCAGAANGCGGUCCAAAGAGAGGUGGCUAUCGCGCAAGACGGCGUCGCUAUGUCCGACGUAGCUCUCGCUUCUGCUGGCGCUCGCGUCAUCAAGAANUGGACAGGCAAGUCCUUCAUCAAGACCACCAAUCCCAUCAAGAAGUGGUACGCGACCCGUCAUCCCUUUCGCCCACCCGAAUACGCUAUGGAUAUCGAUAGGACUGCCGGNUACUGGAACCUCGUGCGUCAGAGCGAAGAACAACGACUUGCCGUGCUCAAAUAUGGAGACGAUCGAGGCAAAAUGGUCUAUCUGACUAAUGGUACCUACACGCCUGCAGAUGACUACUUUGGCGCUACCCAGACCUGGCCCAUCGUUGCCUCUGCCAAAGAGCUCAACCUCGCCUACGAGAUGAUCUUACUCAAGAUCACGUCUACCCAUGGCGCAGAGAAUGGCUGCCUGUACCGCUUCCGCGUGCAUGGAGGUCUGAAGUAUCGCGAAGGCUUCAACAGAACCUCAAUCGUUUAGACUGUGUUGUCGUGCCAUUACAAGCUAUCCCAUGACUCCCACAAGCGUU
Messenger RNA from Mixia osmundae IAM 14324, 1879 nucleotides. RefSeq lists its product as uncharacterized. The transcript is spliced from 5 exons. The coding region runs from base 1 to 1830 and encodes 609 amino acids. Gene Ontology annotation, cellular component: nuclear envelope; meiotic nuclear membrane microtubule tethering complex. The record is from RefSeq and is a predicted model, not a curated record. Gene Ontology annotation, molecular function: protein-membrane adaptor activity. Lineage: Eukaryota; Fungi; Basidiomycota; Mixiomycetes; Mixiales; Mixiaceae. Gene Ontology annotation, biological process: nuclear envelope organization.